AACUGAUUUUGUGUAUUUCAGCCAUGUUUAAUAAUUGUGGUGUUUAAUAAAACAAAUAAAUGUCUAUAUACAUAUAUUUAUAUGUACAUAUGUGCAUAUCAUAUUAAUUUUUAAUAAAUAAUAUAAAUAUAUAUAUAUAUAUAUAAAAAAAAAAAACCAAAAAAAAAAAAAAAAUAUACUAAAUUUUAAAUAUAUUAUUUAAAUUAUUUUAUAUGGUAAUGGCAGAGACCGGUGGCCAUUUGGCACACCAAUUACCAAUGCAUACUCAUCAAAGUGGAUUAGUACAGCCUUCAUUGGUUAUGAAUCAUCAUUUAGAAUUAGAUUGUCAUGGACAUGAAAUAUUAUCUAAAAAACAAAAAUUAUCAUUAUGUGUUGGAUGUGGUGGACAAAUUCAUGAUCAAUAUAUAUUAAGAGUAGCACCAGAUUUAGAAUGGCAUGCGGCAUGUUUAAAAUGUCAAGAAUGUAGACAAUUUUUAGAUGAAAGUUGUACUUGUUUUGUUAGAGAUGGAAAAACAUACUGUAAACGAGAUUAUGUAAGAUUAUUUGGUACAAAAUGUGAUAAAUGCGGCAGUUCUUUUAGCAAAAAUGAUUUUGUGAUGAGAGCUAAAAGUAAAAUAUAUCAUAUAGAAUGCUUUCGUUGUUCGGCGUGUGCAAGGCAACUUAUACCAGGUGAUGAAUUUGCUCUAAGAGAUGGGGGCUCCUUAUUUUGUAAAGAAGAUCACGAAGUACUUGAAAAAACAAAUCAGCCAAAUAUAUCUUCGAUAUCUGAAGCAAAUAAUAAUAAUAGCAAUAGUCUGAGGAAUAAUAAUCAUUCCAGUGAAUUAGGAUCUAUAUCGGAUUCUGGAAGUGAAUCCGGAUCACAUAAAAGUUUAAGGGAUAAACGGCAAUCAGGUCCUGGUGACGGUAAACCUACAAGAGUGAGAACAGUUCUUAAUGAAAAGCAAUUACAUACGUUAAGAACAUGUUACAAUGCUAAUCCUAGACCUGAUGCUUUAAUGAAAGAACAGCUAGUGGAAAUGACUGGCUUAUCACCUAGAGUCAUAAGAGUUUGGUUUCAAAAUAAAAGAUGUAAAGAUAAGAAAAAAACAAUACAAAUGAAACUACAAAUGCAACAAGAGAAAGAGGGAAGAAAAUUAGGUUAUGGUGUAAUGCAAGGUAUUCCUAUGGUAGCUGAAUCGCCAGUUCGACAUGAUUCUCCUUUAAAUUUACAUAGCUUAGAUGUGCAAACAUAUCAACCGCCAUGGAAAGCAUUAUCAGAUUUUGCAUUACAUGCCGAUCUAGACAAUAAUGGAAGCGUAAAUACUCAUACACCUGCUUUUCAACAUUUAGUAAAUCAAAUGCAUGGAUAUGAUGUGGGUGUCCUUCCUUCUGGGAUGCAAUCUCAUGGUCCAACAAGUGCUCAAAUGAAUGGUCCACAAUUAGAAAAUUCUGCUCAUCAUCCUGAUAGUACAGAUUCAUAUGUAACAUAUUUAGAAAGUGAUGACAGUAUUCAAGGAAGUCCUUAAUUUGUUUUGAAUUAAUUAAAUUUAAUUUAUUAGUAUUCGAAAAUUUAACUUUACAUUAAUCGUUUAUAUGUUAUAAAAAAAAAAAAAAUAAAAAUAAUAUAUUUAUUUGACUUAUACAAACAUAUAGAAUAUUUAACACGAGUGCAUGUUUUUGUAAAUUUUAUUUAAAAAGCAAUCGCUUAAU
This is a messenger RNA of Condylostylus longicornis, 1689 nucleotides long. RefSeq names its product insulin gene enhancer protein isl-1 (gene tup). Gene Ontology annotation, cellular component: nucleus. The transcript has 8 exons. The coding region runs from base 213 to 1505 and encodes 430 amino acids. Gene Ontology annotation, molecular function: DNA-binding transcription factor activity, RNA polymerase II-specific; cis-regulatory region sequence-specific DNA binding. The record is from RefSeq and is a predicted model, not a curated record. NCBI's taxonomy places the organism in Eukaryota, Metazoa, Arthropoda, Insecta, Diptera, Dolichopodidae. Gene Ontology annotation, biological process: positive regulation of transcription by RNA polymerase II; axonogenesis; neuron fate specification.